This is a messenger RNA of Aureobasidium subglaciale EXF-2481, 1674 nucleotides long. RefSeq lists its product as uncharacterized. The record is from RefSeq and is a predicted model, not a curated record. Bases 1 to 1674 code for a protein of 557 amino acids. Lineage: Eukaryota; Fungi; Ascomycota; Dothideomycetes; Dothideales; Saccotheciaceae. The transcript has 2 exons.
AUGGGCUUAUGGAAUAAUGCUCCUCCCGAGCCUCGGACUCGUCGCGGGAAUUGGCCGACUCUCCUGUUCAGCUGGUGGUGUACUGGUUUCGCUGUCGUUAUCAUUCUCACGCGCCUGGCUGGAAGAAAGAUUCGAAGCGGCAGACUGUUCCAGGAGGACAGGGUCAUGGCCCUGAGCCUGAUACCUCUGCUUGCGCGCAUGGGUCUCGUUCAUGUCAUUCUAAUGUAUGGAACCAACAAUGUCCAAGCGGCCCAUCUCACAGACUAUGAAAUAUACCUUCGUCAGAUCGGCUCGAAACUGGUCCUCGCAUCGCGAAUCAACUACGCUCUCUUCAUCUGGAUAAGCAAAUUCACUGUAUCGGAGUUUCUGAAGCGAAUCACAAGUGCCAUCUGGAGACGAAGUUAUGAGAUUGUCCUUCGCUGUAUACGCAUCUUUCUUGUCGCAACAUUCAUCGCAGUAGUAAUAGCCACUCUUGCUGAGUGUCAACCGUUCGACCAUUAUUGGCAAGUCGUGCCAGAUCCCGGCCCUCAGUGCAGACAGGGCUAUGCACAACUCAUUACCAUGGGUACAGCCGACAUGAUUACCGAUGUACUGCUUGUCGCCUUUCCUAUCCCUAUCGUCAUCCGCUCGCAAAUAAAUCUGAAGCGCAAACUUUCCCUCGUCUGUCUAUUCAGCUUCUCCAUCGCCCUCAUCGUCAUCACGGGCUUCCGCAUGCCUAAUGUUAUCAACCACCAUGGCCGUCAACAAUAUCGCACCGUCUGGGCCUCUGCCGAAAUCCUUGCCUCAGCUGCAGUAUCCAAUGCUGUCAUCUUAGGUACCUUUGUCAAGGACCGGGGCGUCAAGAAAAAUAAAUACAAGCCUGAGGGUACGCUGGACACAAUCUCACGCGCAGACACUCGUCGUGCUACUAUUGCUUCAAUCCACCGCGAUAGCGAGGAAGCUCUGUUCAGGCAGAUGGGAGUCCGCAUGCCUGCAGAGCUCUGCGAUCCCGAGUCUCCAAUGCCCAGGCCUGCGCCGGUCGCUCUCCCCCCUGGCAAUCUUCGGAAGCCGGCUUAUCACCACGACCUCUUGAUGUCGCCCGCCGAUGCCAGUGAUACACCUCCUAGCCCACACGACAGCGCUGACGCUCUGCGCAAGCCUUCCUCUACCGCUCCAUCGACAGGAACAGGCCAGAGCCUCUCAUUCUUCGAUGUCGGCGGUCUGCUCGGUAGCAACGAGCCUCGACAUGCCUCCUCCGGUACCGUGGCUCAGGACUUUGCUUUGUCCUCACCUCGUACACCUGGAGAAUCCAGGCAGACUCAAGAUAUACUGUCAAAUCCUGGUGGGAGAUUGACUUUGGUGCGGACACGAUCUCGUCGAGCCUCGGGCAAUCGAGAGCGAUCACGAUCGCGACCGGCACAAAACAGAGACGAUAGUAUCUCGAGGCCUGUUUCACAGCCUCAACCUCAGCGAGAAGACAGCAAUGCAUUGAGCUUGCAAGAUGCGGGUGGUCUUCUCGGAGGCAUUCAGCCUAGGCUGAACAGGCUUGACCAAGAACCUAUAUCGCCCACGACGCGAGCGCCGCCUUCGGCUUUACCGCCGUCUCCUCGAGCGCCUUUGUUGCCGCUGACCGUUCAGCAUAAGGGUAACAGCGACGACAUGGUCCUUGAAGAUGUAGGCGGUUUACUAAGGUAA